Messenger RNA from Grosmannia clavigera kw1407, 2184 nucleotides. Its product is annotated as heat shock protein hsp88. NCBI's taxonomy places the organism in Eukaryota, Fungi, Ascomycota, Sordariomycetes, Ophiostomatales, Ophiostomataceae. Gene Ontology annotation, cellular component: nucleus; cytosol. The coding region runs from base 1 to 2184 and encodes 727 amino acids. Gene Ontology annotation, molecular function: ATP binding; ATP-dependent protein folding chaperone. Gene Ontology annotation, biological process: protein folding. The record is from RefSeq and is a predicted model, not a curated record. The transcript has 6 exons.
AUGAGUGUUGUAGGUGUUGAUUUCGGUGCCCUCAACACGGUCAUUGCCGUGGCGAGGAACCGUGGUGUCGAUGUGAUUGCCAAUGAAGUCUCUAACCGGGCAACUCCUUCCCUCGUCGGAUUCGGACCCAAGUCCCGUUACCUCGGUGAGGCUGCCAAGACACAGGAGAUCUCGAACCUUAAGAACACCGUCAGCUCCCUCAAGCGCCUCGCCGGCCGGUCAAUUAAGGAAGCCGAUGUGCAGCUCGAGCAGCAGUUCAUCUCAGCACCCCUGGUCGAUGUCAAUGGCCAGGUCGGCGCCGAGGUGUCCUACCUGGGCAAGAAGGAGAAGUUCUCUGCCACGCAGCUCAUCGGCAUGUACCUCAGCAAGAUCAAGCAGACCACCGCUGCCGAGAUCCGCCUGCCCGUGUCGGACCUGGUGAUGAGCGUGCCGGUGUGGUUCACGGAUGCUCAGCGUCGUGCCCUCAUCGACGCUGCCGAGAUCGCCGGCCUGCGGCUGCUUCGCCUGAUCAACGACACCACCGCUGCCGCUCUCGGCUACGGCAUCACCAAGCUGGACCUGCCUCCGCCGGAGGAGAAGCCGCGCCGGGUGUUCUUCAUCGACAUCGGCCACUCCAACUACACCGCCUCUGUGGUUGAGUUCCACAAGGGCGAGCUCACUGUCAAGGGCACUGCCUUCGACCGCCACUUUGGUGGCCGCAACUUCGACAAGGCCAUUGUCGACCACCUGCAGAAGGAGUUUCUCGGCAAGUACAAGAUCGACAUCAACUCGAACCCCCGUGCGGUGUCCCGGGUCUACGCCGCUGCCGAACGGCUCAAGAAGAUUCUCUCGGCCAACCUGCAGGCCCCCAUCAACAUCGAGUCGCUCAUGAACGACAUUGACGUGCAGUCCAUGAUGACGCGCCAGGAGUUUGAGGCUCUGGUCGACCCGCUGCUGUCGGGCGUCGUGGUGCCGCUCGAGCAGGCCCUGGCUCAGGCCAAGCUGACCAAGGACGACAUUGACGUCAUCGAGCUUGUCGGUGCCGGCACUCGUGUGCCGUCGAUCAAGGAGCGCAUCCAGGCCUUCUUCGGCAAGCAGCUGUCGUUCACGCUGAACCAGGAUGAGGCUAUUGCUCGCGGCUGUGCCUUUAGCUGCGCUAUCAUGUCGCCUGUGUUCCGUGUGCGCGACUUUGCCGUUCACGACCUGGUGACGUACCCGAUCGAGUUCACGUGGGAGAAGGCCAACGAUAUCCCUGACGAGGACCCGAACCUGGUUGUGUUUGGCAAGGGCAACGUCAUGCCGUCGACCAAGGUGCUGACCUUUUUUCGGAAACGGCCAUUUGACCUGGAGGCACGCUACUACACGCCGGAAGAGCUGCCUGCCGGCAUGCAGCCCUGGAUCGCACGGUUUUCCGUCAAGGGUGUCAAGCCGACGAUCGGCGGGCCGGACGACUACAUGACGUGCAAGCUGCGGGCCCGCGUGAAUAUCAACGGUGUGCUGAACAUUGAGAGCGCGUACUACGUGGAGGACCAGGAGGUCGAGGAGGAGAUUAAGGAGGACGAGGAGAAGAAGGAGGACGAGGCGGGCGAGAAGAAGGAUGCGGACGCCAUGGACACGGACGCUGCUAAGGACGAGGCCAAGCCGAAGACGCGCAAGGUGCGCAAGCAGGUGCGCAAGGGCGAGCUGCCGAUUGUGUCGGCGACGCAGACGAUGGAUCCGACGGCCAAGAACGCGGCCAUUGAGAAGGAGGCGGCGAUGGUGAUGGAGGACAAGCUUGUGGCCGACACGGAAGAGAAGAAGAACGAGCUGGAGACGUUCAUCUACGACCUGCGCAACAAGCUGGACGACCAGUAUUCGGACUUUGCCAGCGAUGCGGAGAAGACCAAGAUUCGCGAGAAGCUCGAGGCCAGCGAGGACUGGUUGUACGACGAGGGCGAGGAUGCGACCAAGGCGGUGUACAUGGCCAAGAUGGAAGAGCUGCGCGCGCUGGCCGGUCCGAUUGUGCAGCGCCACUUUGAGCACACGGAGGCGCAGCGUCAGGCGCUGCAGGCGCGGCUGGACGCCGAGGCAGCCGCGAAGAAGGCGGCUGCUGGGACGGGCGGUGGCGAGGCCAAGGCCGAGGCCACGGAUGCAGCACGUGACGAUGAGAUGACGGAUGCGGACGGCACGCAGACGACGGUGGAGGAGGUGCAGGAAGACCGGUAA